Molecule: messenger RNA, 763 nt
Organism: Eptesicus fuscus (big brown bat)
Lineage: Eukaryota; Metazoa; Chordata; Mammalia; Chiroptera; Vespertilionidae
Gene: HOXB4
Product: homeobox B4
Exons: 2
Coding region: 1-747 (248 amino acids)
Biological process (GO): regulation of transcription by RNA polymerase II; embryonic skeletal system morphogenesis; anterior/posterior pattern specification
Cellular component (GO): nucleus
Molecular function (GO): RNA polymerase II cis-regulatory region sequence-specific DNA binding; DNA-binding transcription factor activity, RNA polymerase II-specific
Source: RefSeq, a predicted model, not a curated record
AUGGCUAUGAGUUCUUUUUUGAUCAACUCAAACUAUGUCGACCCCAAGUUCCCUCCGUGCGAGGAAUAUUCACAGAGCGAUUACCUACCCAGCGACCCCUCGCCGGGGUACUACGCCGGCGGCCAGAGGCGAGAGAGCAGCUUCCAGCCGGAGGCGGGCUUCGGGCGGCGCGCGGCGUGCACCGUGCAGCGCUACGCGGCCUGCCGGGACCCCGGGCCCCCGCCGCCCCCGCCGCCGCCCCCGCCGCCCCCCGGGCUGUCCCCUCGGGCUCCCGCGCCACCACCCUCCGGGGCUCUCCUCCCGGAGCCCAGCCAGCGCUGCGAGGCGGUCAGCAGCAGCCCCCCGCCGCCUCCCUGCGCGCAGAACCCCCUGCACCCCAGCCCGUCCCACUCCGCGUGCAAAGAGCCCGUCGUCUACCCCUGGAUGCGCAAAGUUCACGUGAGCACGGUAAACCCCAAUUACGCCGGCGGGGAGCCCAAGCGCUCCCGCACCGCCUACACCCGCCAGCAGGUCUUGGAGCUGGAGAAGGAGUUCCACUACAACCGCUACCUGACGCGGCGCCGGAGGGUGGAGAUCGCCCACGCGCUCUGCCUGUCCGAGCGCCAGAUCAAGAUCUGGUUCCAGAACCGGCGCAUGAAGUGGAAAAAAGACCACAAGUUGCCCAACACCAAGAUCCGCUCGGGGGGCGCCGCGGGCGCAGCCGGAGGGCCCCCAGGCCGGCCCAACGGAGGUCCCCCCGCGCUCUAGCGGUCUCUUGGCCGGG